Crotalus tigris (Tiger rattlesnake) is the source of this 3625-nucleotide messenger RNA. RefSeq names its product GRAM domain-containing protein 2B-like. Bases 551 to 1591 code for a protein of 346 amino acids. The transcript is spliced from 14 exons. The record is from RefSeq and is a predicted model, not a curated record. NCBI's taxonomy places the organism in Eukaryota, Metazoa, Chordata, Lepidosauria, Squamata, Viperidae.
CCACCGGGAGCGUUGAAAGGAAAUAUAUGCCAUAAAUUUAAUUAAGAAAUAAAUCAGAUGCCCGACCUGAAUAUGCGUUUAGGGCGAAGCUAGCCUUCCUCUAAACUUCUUCUAAACCAUCAGGGGGCGUCAUUGCCCUUAGCAGUCGCCGUUUCCUUUCGGCCAAUCCGGAGUCACUCGGGUGGAUUUUCGCGAUUCCGCAUCGCUCUCCGGCUUCCCGAAGGCUGAUCUCGAUUUUCGGGCGAGACGCAGCCGAGCGACGGACUCCGUCAGUCCUCCCGCGAGCUACGAGGGGCGCAAGAUCCUCCCCCGCAUUUUGGCGGAGUUCAAGAAGUUUUCCCCCGGCGGCGGCGCAUCAGUCACGGAGGGAGGAAAAAGGGAGAAGAUCAGACGGUCCGGAGCAAAGCCAGAGGCUGCCCAUCCGACCCGCCUGUCUCCCGGGUACCGGUUCCGCGCGCCAGUCGCGCCUGCUGGGCCAAACAUCCAGGAUGGCGAAGCUGGGAAUGGCCCUGCGCAGCAACAGCCUCACCUUGGCCGAAAUCAGCAUGGGAUGCUUGGAGCUUGCAAAAAAUUGAGGAGCACUGACAAGUCAGAGCCUGUAUCACCACACAUAGCCCCAGAUGGAAAAAAUGAUAGCAGCUGCAUCCCCGACAUGUCUGGAAAAAACCGAAAGAGCAAAAGGAAGAUGUCAGAGCAGAAAAAAUCCUACAGCCUGGAAGAAUUUGUUGCCGAGGGGCACCAAAAUGAACACAAUGCACUUUUGACUCGAUCUAAAACAUACGAUGCAUCUGUCUCCAAAGAGGUUGAGAAGGAAACAGCUUCUGUCCAGAGAAAAGCUUCUGUCUCUAAUCUGGCGAAGCAUGCCGUGAACUUCCACCGCGUCUUCAAAGAUCUCUCUGAAGAGGGGAGCCUCCAGGGAACAUUUUCAUGUGCCUGGCAACGGGAGAUGCCUUAUUAUGGCCGCCUCUACAUCGCUAACACUCAUAUCUGCUUCUACUGUAGCGUGCUUCGACGGGAAGUUAAGGUUAUCAUUCCGGUGGCAAAUAUCAGUGUCCUAAAGAAGGCCAAUACGGCCUUGUUGGUACCCAAUGCCAUUUGCAUCCGUACAUCUGAAGGCGAAAAGUUUCUGUUUGGCUCCAUCCGGUCACGGGAGAGUGCCUACCAGCUUCUGCGCUCUGUUUGUAAAUAUCUCAAGGACAGCAGUCAGAGUAACAGUCCAAAUGUACCUUCCAUCAGCUCAGAGCAUCUCCUGAAAGUACCCCUGAACUCUAAGGAAUUAGAUGCAAAUUACAACUCUCCAGAGAAAACAGAUGUGGCAGACAGGAUCCAGAUAUCCUACGAAGUGUCUUGCGAACAGCAACAGCAGGAGACAAAACAGCAAAAGACAGGGCAGACGAUGAAGUCAGAAAGAAACCAGAGGACUGAACGGUGCCGUUUGAACACAAUUAUACUUAUCUACCUCUUGUUGGCCGUUCUCCUACUUUGUUCUUCAGGCUACAUUGGUCUGCGUAUCAUCCAGCUGGAAGAACAGCUGACUUCCAUGGGGGCUUGGCCUGAAUUGGACCUUCAACAUCAAUAUAAGGCAAGCUGAGAAAUAAUCGUGUUCUGGGCAUCUAUGCAAGGUGAAGCUGAAACUGAAAUUUGGGUGACUGUUGCUCUGGCUGAUCAAAACUUAAAGGAGACACAGAACUUUCCUUAGCUCUCAAUAAUGAAGAUCAACCACGCAAGACCUACAACAUCAGUUCUGUUCAAGGUUAUUCCCCCCCCCCCAACUUCUCUGGAAAUAGAGGGUUCCCCCCCCCCAAGAAGUAGAGAAUAUAGAAAUAUGACUUUUAAAAGAUGCCUGUGCACCAGGCAAAUUUGGAGACUGAUCCGCCGUGGAUCUAGAGUGUGCCUUGAAAAGCCAAAAUUUAGAAACUUUUUUACUCCCAACAUUAUCCUGUAAAAGAAGAAGGUAAAGGUGAAACACCUCUCUUUUAAGGGGACUGUGUGGGGGAAAAGUCCCUACCUUUUCCCCUUCCUCUGAAUUUUUUUAAAGGCCAGGAAAGAUAUGCUCUAUCACCUUGCACCUGUGUAAUAUUUUUGUAAUUAGUGUAAGGGGUGGUUUAAGAGGCUUGUGAUUUCACUGACAGCUUUAAUGUUGACUCUACCUCCAAAGUUCGGAAUAUUGGGGUGUGAUUAAUUUUUAAACAAACAAACUGUGGAGCCUCCGUGUUCAAACGUGAUCUACCACAAAGUAGAAACUGUUAGAGGUGAGCAGGGAAAGGGCUGGCCCUUCAGAUCCUGCUUGAGGUAGCAUUUCAGAUGGAGAAAAAUGGUCGUGAUCCUGAUGUGGACCUCUGAGUUCUAGAUUUAGUUAUUGUUUUAAAACAUCACAGAUUUUCCCCUUUCCCGUUCCCUUCCCUGCCCUCCCCCCCCCCGCCAGCAUUUUCAGGGAUAAGUUGUAUUUUGAUUCAUGUCAGAUAUCUUAUUUUUAAAACAUCAGCCAUUUGGGCAUAAAUUAAAUCCAGUUAUUUAUAAUGCAGAAUAGCAUUUCUCUUUUAUUAAACUUUGCUGGAAUACAUUGUGUGAAUAGCAUUAUGUCAAACAGACCAGAUUGACACCUUUAAUGAAUGUUAUUGCUACCAUUUUACAUCAGUAUCUAUAUUGUGGAGCCAAAGUCGUUACUGGCAUAUUUCUGGGGUUUUUUUUCUUUAACUCUCAAUGUGGUUUAGAAUUACUCUUCAGACACAUAACAGUUUCAGGCAGAGAUAUAAAGUGCCACUUAUUUUAAUAUAUAAAAUAAUAAAUAUGACAUAUGUAUAGAUCAGUAUUUUUUUAAACUUUUGUAACUUUAAGGUUUGUGGACUUCAACUCCCAGAAUUCCCCAGCUUGGCUGGAGAAUUCUGGGACUUGAAGUCCACACAUCUUGAGGUACCAAAUUUGAAAAACAUCGUUAUAGAUCAAGUGGAAAUAUAUAAGAAGUGUACAUAUAAUCGUGUAGUAAGCACCAUGACAAAAGAGGAGUGAUUAUUUUAAUGUAGAUUAUUAUCCAUUUUUUCUUUUGUCCUUUUUUAUCCUGGCUCUUGCUAUGGUUUUAAUCAGGAUUGCAAUCCCUGGUCUGAAAAAUUCUUGCUGCAGAAAGUCAAGUCAGAUGUUUGAAAGGGGUAAUAAUCAGUGAGCAUUCAAAUGUUUAGAGCAGACUGCUGUUUCCUUUGUGACUGUACUGCAAACUGCAAAUAUCAUGAUUCUUGGUAAAGAUUUAAGGAACCAAAACAAUCCCCCCCCCCCAAAUCUAAAUUGUGUCUUAAACUAUUUUCCUCCUAAAAACUGCUGAAAAUGGGAAAAAAAUCAGUUCCAUUAGGAAAGUUAGGAAUGGUAAAAUGGAUUAAGAUGCUCAAAAGAACCACAAUGGGCUGGAAAGGCUGGUAAAAACCUAUCUCAAAUCAUUCAAAAGACCAAAGCAGUCUUAAAAUGGGCCACCAAUCUUCUUGCAAUUUCACAAGAUUGCAUUAUUUUCAUACCAAUUACCAGUACCAAAAUAUUACUAGACUUUAAGCUGUCAUAUGACACAGAGUUCAGCAUUCUCUGGGGAUCUCAAUGCAAACUUUAUGAGCUUUGAGUGAGCUAUAUGUAUAUUAGUAUG